CGUGGACAACAGCGAGUACAUGAGGAAUGGGGACUUCUUGCCCACUCGCCUGCAGGCCCAGCAGGAUGCUGUCAACAUCGUGUGCCACUCCAAAACCCGCAGCAACCCCGAGAACAACGUGGGGCUCAUCACCUUGGCCAAUAACUGUGAAGUGCUGACCACGCUCACCCCAGACACGGGCAGGAUCCUCUCCAAGCUUCACACAGUGCAGCCCAAAGGGAAAAUCACCUUUUGCACGGGGAUCAGAGUUGCUCACCUGGCUUUGAAACACCGCCAAGGCAAGAACCACAAGAUGAGGAUCAUCGCCUUCGUCGGGAGCCCCGUGGAGGAUAACGAGAAGGACCUGGUGAAGCUGGCGAAGCGUCUCAAGAAGGAGAAGGUCAACGUUGAUAUCAUCAAUUUUGGAGAAGAGGGGCCCAGCCUGGCUGAUGCCCUCAUCAGCUCCCCCAUCCUGGCAGGGGAGGGGGGGGCCAUGCUGGGCCUCGGCGCCAGCGACUUCGAGUUCGGCGUGGACCCCAGCGCGGACCCGGAGCUGGCUCUG
Molecule: messenger RNA, 541 nt
Organism: Merops nubicus (carmine bee-eater)
Lineage: Eukaryota; Metazoa; Chordata; Aves; Coraciiformes; Meropidae
Gene: PSMD4
Product: proteasome (prosome, macropain) 26S subunit, non-ATPase, 4
Exons: 5
Biological process (GO): proteasome-mediated ubiquitin-dependent protein catabolic process
Cellular component (GO): nucleus; proteasome regulatory particle, base subcomplex; cytosol
Molecular function (GO): polyubiquitin modification-dependent protein binding
Source: RefSeq, a predicted model, not a curated record